Daktulosphaira vitifoliae (grape phylloxera) is the source of this 1101-nucleotide messenger RNA. RefSeq names its product adenylate kinase (gene Ak2). The transcript has 8 exons. Bases 200 to 952 code for a protein of 250 amino acids. Gene Ontology annotation, molecular function: ATP binding; AMP kinase activity. Gene Ontology annotation, biological process: ADP biosynthetic process. Gene Ontology annotation, cellular component: mitochondrion; cytoplasm. The record is from RefSeq and is a predicted model, not a curated record. Lineage: Eukaryota; Metazoa; Arthropoda; Insecta; Hemiptera; Phylloxeridae.
UUUAGAAAAUUUGACUUCUGAACUUAACUUUGUGGUGAAAACGGACAUUAAAGUUAAAGAAAAACAUUUUCUUGCUUAUCAAUUGUCGGCUGAUUAUUUAACCUCUUUAAAACUCGGUGAUUUAAAAGUUGUUAUUAACCACAUCAGCUACUUAACAUUAGAUAAGGUAUACAGCAACACUAUAUUAGCUAUAGUCAAUAUGCCACCUUUAGUUACUGCUGAAAAAAUACAGUCUGAAGCAGUAGAUGGUAAUGUAAAAUUGCCAGGUGUUAAUGCCAUUUUAUUAGGACCACCAGGGUCUGGAAAAGGAACCCAAGCUCCAAAGUUGUUACAAAAGUUUUAUGUUUGUCACUUGUCAACAGGUGAUAUGUUACGAUCUGAAGUUGCCUCUGGUUCAGAUUUAGGAAAAAAAGUUAAAGAAGUAAUGGAUUCAGGUGCUUUAGUAAGUGACAGUUUAGUGGUUGACUUGAUUGAUCACAAUUUAGAUAGACCUGAAUGCAGACAAGGAUUUUUAUUAGAUGGUUUUCCACGCACUGUGCCUCAGGCAGAGAAACUGGAUCAACUUUUAGAAAAACGAAAAACACAGCUUGAUUCUGUAGUUGAAUUUAAUAUUAGUGAUAGUCUCUUGGUUAGUCGUAUUACUGGUCGCUUAAUACAUCCAUCAAGUGGUCGGUCAUAUCAUACUGAAUUCCAUCCUCCAAAAGUUCAUAUGAAAGAUGAUAUAACUGGUGAACCAUUGAUUCGACGUACUGAUGAUAAUGUUGAAGCUUUAAAAAAACGUCUUGAAUCUUACCACAAGCAAACUACUCCCCUAAUUGAAUACUAUAAGAAAAAAGGUAUUCAUGAAAAAGUUGAUGCUUCGAAAAGUGCUGAUGAUGUUUUCAAAAUGGUAGAAAAUAUAUUUUUGCGCUGUUCUUUAUCAUCUAAUAAAGAUAGAGUGAUAUUCGUUUGAAUCAUUCCAGUUGAAAAAAAAAAAGAUAAAAAUUGGUUUAUUUUUCAUGAGCUGAAGACAAUAUUUUAUAUUAUAUUUGUAAUACUUAAUAAAUUAUCAUGUUAAUAGCGAUGGUAACAAUAAAUAUUUUAAAUUAUGUUGAUCUGAAA